Messenger RNA from Equus caballus (horse), 2725 nucleotides. RefSeq names its product chromosome 5 C1orf105 homolog (gene C5H1orf105). Lineage: Eukaryota; Metazoa; Chordata; Mammalia; Perissodactyla; Equidae. The record is from RefSeq and is a predicted model, not a curated record.
UAAAAUGUGUAAGAUUAUGGAAGAAAUUGUAAGUCUUAAAUACAUAAACCUUACACACUCUAUUGGGGAAAUGAAGGGAAAAAAAUAUUAUUCAGAAUAAAAGUUCAAGGCCACCUUGACAAGAAAGAUUCUUAAUGAUGUCAGGAAAGUACUGGAAGAGUGAGAUCUAUAUGAGUUUGGGGGAAAAGAGAACUUUUUUGUACCUUAAUCCUCAAAUGGUAAUUCCAACAUUGAAAUCUUAAGCUAUCAUUUAAAAAAAAUCCCAAAGAUUUAUCCAAAUAAAAUGUUUAUUAUUAAGGUGAUAUAGUAUAUCCUGCCAAAUAUGUGCUCUGAAGCCUUCCCAAAGGUUUGAGAUCUAAUUUAGAAUUUUCUUUUUGAAGAUUUACAUGGUCUAAAUUUGAAUUUAAAUGUAACUCCUCUCAGAUGAGAUCACUUCUGAAUGUACCUUGCUUUAGCAUAUUAAGACAGAAAACUAUAGGACAGGAAAGUAAAAAAUUCUUCAUCAGGAAUUGGUGUCCCAUUUCCUUCAUGUCUCACCUGGGCAAAGAGAGGCCGCAUAGAAGAUGUGGGCAGGAAGCCCCAACUCAAAAAUGGAGACCACUCACUAACAAUGCUCUUUCUUUGGACAAUCAAAAUCUUUUUUAAGGACUACACUGUCCACUCAAAAAUGCAAAACUAGUUUAUUUCUCAGGUUAAAAAUUUCAUUCAUUACAUUACACACAAUUACAUCCAUUUUUACUUGUAUCCCAGGUCAUGUGACUGGGCGUUAGAAGCACUGGAAACUAGGAAAAUUCAAAGGUGUCAAAGUAGUGGGUCCCCUGAAGCUCAAGUGCACCUGAGGGGACUGAGUCGAUGCAAAAUAAUGCACAGCCUGUGGUCUUUUGCCCUUCCCUUCACCGUCAGUCCAGGCAUUUGAUUUUUAAAUCAAUAUUCUUAUUGGAUAGCAUUCUCAUCCAGUAACAUUCUCAUCCCCACAGACGCAGCAUUCCCAGAUUAUUUCAUACCACCUCCCCAAACAAAAACAGAGGUUGUCAAAAGGAAGGUUUUCACCAGCUGUCUUUUCUAGUUGUUUGGUACUUUUCCAAUUUGUCUUAAACAUGAACUUAUUUUUAUAUGCAGUGUUACAGUUUACAUGUUAAAAUCUUACAGUGACCUGAUGAACAAUGAGAAAGGAAAACUCAAGUCAUAGUGGAAUGAAAUGAUUCCCUGGUCUCCUCAACAGAAAAGUGUGGUCCUUUCCUCACAUUUGAUAGGGGAGAAAAAAGGGGGAAAGUCGGGGGAAGGAAGCAGCCUGGAGUAAAAUGAAAGUACGCUAAGGUUUGUUCAUAGUGUUUCUGUGUUUCAUAGUAUACCCCUCCCCAACACUCCCUACCCGCAGGUCCACCCUCCAUAUCUGAUAGAGGGUUGAAAAAGUACAGCGUUCUUCAGAGUUGACCAUAACUCAGGAUCAUCAGGAGGAACAAACUAUUACGCCUUUAAUAAAUAUAAUAUUUCUUAAAUAUUCUCAACCCUUUAUGUGUACAUCGAACAUUUCUUGAAUUUAUAAUAAUGUCCUAGUUCCUGGGAGCUAGAUAAUAAAAAAAAAGAUAAAGGUAGCUUACAAAAUAGCUAAAGAAGCAAUUACGGUACAGUGCUAUGAAAGGAGGAAAUUUCGGUCAUUUUUCCAGGGAGAACUGUUACCAACUUCAGUGCUGAAGCAGCUGUUUGAGUUCUAGAACCACUUGACCCAACGCAGUGCUAAUGUUCUAGAACGUGGUGAUUUGACCUCUGACAAAGAAAAGAACCAUGGAAGCCAUGUCAGCCAAUCAGAAACCACACUUUUCAUUUCUAAUGGAGUAGUCUAAUACAAGACGCUGAAUCGCAUAAGUGUUGGUUGAGAAAAAGACAUAGUAGUUUGAAACUGAAGUAGUCUCCAGCUAGAAAAACCCAGGACAUCCAAGAGAUGGAGAAGAGAGAAAUGAAGGUUUCUGUUCCAAAAUUUGGCAAGAUUCCUUCGUUUAGUGAGGCUAGCCUCAUCAACAAGCCAUUAGUGCUCAGCCUCCCCAAAAGAUCUCCUCAUUCCUCUGCCACCUUUCUGGUUUCAUCCAAGAAGGAUAUGAAUUUGCCAAUAAUGUUUCAAGUUCCAGAUGUCUUAUCUAAGGCUAGGAGGAACCAGGGUGACCCCAUGCUGAUCAGAAACAAGCAGCUGUGCUCCAUGUGUCGAGAAAUAAAAACGGUACAAUCAAGAGCUAUAAUAAUCCCAAGUGAUCUGAAACUAUCCUUUAAGAAUUUUAUGAAUCAAAGAAUGAUGAGCCUUCAUCCACCAAAAGCCCAGACAGUACGCAAACCUUCCCGUGGUGACAUCCCAACAGAGAGCAUUCACUACAGACUGCCCAUUCUGGGCCCCAGAACAGCUGUCUUUCACGGAAUGCUGUCAGAUGCCUACAAAACUCUGCAGGAGACACAUCUCUCUUCCUUAUCCGGAAAGGAACCAAUGGGCAAGACAAUGAGGCAGAGAGUGAUCAGAACUCAUAACCUUGCAGACUCAGAGAGAAAACAACCUCCCCAGGCCAGUUUCUGACACUAGUGCCUUCUCAUUAUUUCCUCCUAUCAUCAAAAAGAUGACUCCAUUUUGCCUUCAUAAGAGUUGCUAGCCCUUGCCUCUAUCUUCUCACUUCUCACUUCGCUUCUCGUAAAGACAAAAUGGUUUAAUUUACAUCAUUAUAAAGACAUUGAUUAAAAUGGA